AAAACUGAAAGAGGAACAGACCAGAAACUGAAGCAGGAAGAAGAAACACGCAAGAAGAAGAAGAUGCUAGGAAAGAAAAGGAAGAGCAGGACCGAAGCAAAAGAGGAAGCUGAAAAAUUAAACUGGAAGAAGAACCACGAAGAAGGAGGAAGAGAAGAAGCACGUAAGAAGGUCGAAGAGGCAAAGAAACAACAAGAAGAACAAGAACGCAAGGAGAAAGGAGCUGAAAAACUGAAACAGAAAAGAAGCACGCAAAAGGAAGAAGCUGCUAAAAAACAAAAGAAGAAGAGGAUCGAAAGAAGAAGCACGCAAAAAGGAGGAAGUAGCUAAAAGCAAAAAGAAGAAGAAGAUCGAAAGCAGAAAGAAGAGCAGGAACGCAAGAAGAAAGAGGAAGCUGAAAAGCUAAACUGGAAGAAGAGCACGCAAAAAGGAGGAAAAAAAGAAGAGGAAGACCGAAAGCAGAAAGAAGAACAAGAACGCAAAAAGAAGGAAGAAACAAAAACUGAAAGAAGAAGAAGCCCGGAAGCAAGAGGAGGAGGCUAA
Messenger RNA from Colletes gigas, 543 nucleotides. RefSeq names its product protein MNN4-like. NCBI's taxonomy places the organism in Eukaryota, Metazoa, Arthropoda, Insecta, Hymenoptera, Colletidae. The record is from RefSeq and is a predicted model, not a curated record. The annotation marks the transcript as partial. The transcript is spliced from 4 exons.